CUUCUUCUUCUUCUUCUUCUUCUUCUUCUUCUUCUUCUUCUUCUUCUUCUACUUCUUCUUCUUCGGCUGCGAGAAACAAAAUUUAUACAUUUAAUAAUUCAUGCAAUAUUUAAAUCACUAAUAUUUUUAUGUACUGGUAGAUUUAUUCACUACAUAAAUAGAAGCCAAGACAUUCGAGAUUACAGAGGAAUAAUAAAAAUUCAUCCUUUCAAAAAAAUAAUUAUAAUAUUUUCAAUACUAUCAUUAUGUGGAUUUCCCUUUCUAUGCGGAUUUUACUCUAAAGAUCUAAUUAUAGAAUACUUUUUUAUCAACAAAAUAAAUACACUUAGAUUAAUUAACUUAAUAUUAGGAACCAUAUUUACAGUAUCAUACUCAACUAAAGUUUUAUUAAUCUUAUAUUUAAAUAAAUCACCAAUUUAUAACAAUAUAAACUACUCUUGUAAUAAAAUAACAAAUUAUAGAAUACUACAAGCACUGUUGCUUGAAACAGUUCUUUUGCUAGAAGUAAAUAACAUGUCAGAGCAAGUAAUGUUGACAUUGAAGGCAGCGUGUUUAGUUUAUAAUAAUAAUACUAUUAACAGCCUGGAAAUACUCAAAAACCGGAUUAUUGCUGCAUAUGAAGAAAUUCGUCUUCAACAGUCUUUGAAACGUCGAUAA
This is a messenger RNA of Habropoda laboriosa, 657 nucleotides long. Its product is annotated as NADH-ubiquinone oxidoreductase chain 5-like. NCBI's taxonomy places the organism in Eukaryota, Metazoa, Arthropoda, Insecta, Hymenoptera, Apidae. The record is from RefSeq and is a predicted model, not a curated record. Gene Ontology annotation, molecular function: NADH dehydrogenase (ubiquinone) activity. The transcript has 2 exons. The annotation marks the transcript as partial. Gene Ontology annotation, biological process: ATP synthesis coupled electron transport; electron transport coupled proton transport.